AUGUUUUCAAAGGAUGAUUAUGAUGACUGGAAGAUCAGAAUGCAAGCUCAUCUGGAAGCUCAAGAUGAUGAUAUUUGGUAUGUCAUUAUCGAUGGGCCGAUGAGGAUUCUGAAGGUCAGCACAACCACAAGCACAACUGAGGAUGCUUAUGAGAUGAAGGAGAAGUGCGGAUAUGAGUGGACUGAUGAAGACAAGAGGAAGGUCAACCUCAGCAACAUGGCCAAAUACAUUCUCUACAAGACUCUAGACAAGAACAUGUUCAGCAAAAUCAAGUCAUGUUAUACUGCCAAAGAGAUUUGGGAGAAGCUGACUCAACUCUGUGUAGGCAACGACCAAACGAAAGAAAACAAGUUGAUGAUUGCCACACAGAAGUUUGACAGCAUCAAGAUGCGUCCUAGAGAGACAAUGAUUGAUUUCGAUGAAAGAUUCAACAGUAUAGUCAUUGAACUCUCAACUCUGCGAAAUACAUAUAGAAACAGAGAGGUUGUUAUUAAAGUUAUGAGAGCCUUACCCAGAGAAUGGAACAUCAAGACAAUGGCCAUGUGGGAAUCUAAAGACCUCAAUAAGAUUAAGAUGUACGAUUUGUUCGCUGAUCUGAAAGCCUAUGAGUUUGAAAUAAACUCAAGGAAUGAAAAGAAGUCAUCCAUGGCUGCCAUAACAAAAUCCUUGGUGACUACUAAAGAGACACUUUCUCUGGUAGCUGUGAAGUCUCUUGAGCAGAUCAGCGACGACGCUAUGUCACUAUUUGUCAAGAAGUGUGGUCAUUUCAAGGCUGACUACAAAACCCUCAAAAGGGAUGACAAGAAGCCUUUUGAUAGAAGGAAAAAAAAGGAUCAAACAGCCCUACUGACAGUGGAAAGCAAGAGCAAGUGGGUUGACAGUGACUCAGAUGAAAGCUCAUCAAGCGAAAGUGAGGACGAAAGUGUUAAAUUCUUCAUGGCAUACGACAUUGUGGUAUUUGACUUCACCUCUGACGAAUUUACAAGAGAUGAUAUAAGUGUUAACAAGUUUGAGUUGAGUAUGAUGGGUGAGCUGACGUUCUUCCUUGUACUUCAAGUUAGGCAACUUGAAGCUGAAACUUUCAUUAAUCAAGCGAAGUAUACCAAUGAUUUACUAAAGAAAUUCGGUAUGGAGCACUUCUCAGCUGCUUCAACACCCAUGAAUUCUUCGAGCAAACUGGAUAAAGAUGAAGGUGGCCAAGAUGUAGUUAUUGUGCUCAAUUGCUGUGCUCAACUGUUGUGGAUUCAACAACAACUAAGGGACUUUGGCAUUCAGGCAGACGAUUCUCAUAUCUUUUGUGAUAACACCAGCGAUAUUGCGAUCACUUAUAAUCCAGUGUUACACUCAAGAACGAAGCAUAUCGACAUCCGACACCACUUCAUCAGGGAUCAUGUAGCGCAGAAAUACGUCUGA
Messenger RNA from Impatiens glandulifera, 1413 nucleotides. RefSeq lists its product as uncharacterized. NCBI's taxonomy places the organism in Eukaryota, Viridiplantae, Streptophyta, Magnoliopsida, Ericales, Balsaminaceae. The transcript has 4 exons. The record is from RefSeq and is a predicted model, not a curated record. Bases 1 to 1413 code for a protein of 470 amino acids.